CGCGCACUCACAGCGUUGCAGCUUCGGGGGGUGUUCGCCGCCGCGAUUGGGAUCCUAGAGGCGAUAACCUCUUUUUCAGACGCCCGCCCACCAAAGUGUGGCUCACGUGGACAGAGUUGGCAAAAGGAAAUUGUACUCCGACAAACACGAUGGCCUCCCACAGAAAAUAUGCUGCAUUGCCCGACCUGGACUCGGCGCCCGACAUUUACGAAACGCCCGAACUUACCGACGACCAGUCAACCAUCCCACCCACUACUGUGCGUUCGCCCUCUGACAACGAGUACGACGACGAUGAGGACGACACCACUGGAAUCUCGCGAUCGCGUCUGCGUAUAGACCAGGCGCGAUCGAAGUUUAUGCCCGCCAGAGUCGAUGCGACAGAUGUCGACUUUUCGGACCGUCUUGUCAGCAAGCGGAGAUCUUACAAGACAUCAACACGGCGCCACCGUAUUCUCGAAGAUGGUACCGAGGAGAUAGGCGACCUGAGCGACGAGGACGACGCUGGCAGCCUCGCCCGGAAGAUCGCUCGGCUAAGGAGAGAGAUUGAAGAAGCCAAGGAAGAAUACCAGAAGCAGAAGGCCGCGUCGGGUGAAUCCAACGACGGGGGGGAGGAAGUGGCGGAGGACGAAUUCGAGUCACUCAGCAAGGUGCUGAACGAGAUGUCGACCCUCGACCGGCCGUUGCCCACCCGCACCAUCCCUGCACCGCCGCCAGCGAGUGUCGGGAAAAAGGAUUCCGGCGAGCACGCCGGUGGCGUCAGCUACGGGACGACUCCCGGGCCAAACUACGAGCGAACGCAUGUCCUAGCCAAAGCGGCCGAUUUCGACAGUCGCCUGCUCGUCCUGGAGAAGGUGCUGGGUCUUGGAUCGGCCGGCAUGCCCGAGUUUGACGCGGGCAGCCUACCGCGCGCCAUCAUACCGCUCCUCGAGAAUCUUCACAAGCAGAUCUCGACCUUGUCCGAGGCUUCGGUCCCCUCGCUCGACAGCAUCAGCCGAAGAGUACGGGCGUUGACACAGGAGGCCGAGAACCUGGAGAAGGCCCGCCGGAACGCUAAGACAGCCCAAGACGCGCUCGCCUCGGCGGGCGCUGCGCCCUCUUCCGAAGGAGCCACCCGCGAGGAUUCAGAGCAGACGGCUAAGAUCAAUGCCCUCUACGGAACCUUGCCGACCAUCGAGAACCUGACUCCCCUGCUGCCACCUCUGCUCGACCGGCUGCGGUCGCUGCGGUCGCUUCACGCGGAAGCCGCCACGGCUGCGGAGACGCUGGCACGUCUCGAGAAGAAGCAGGCAGAGAUGGCCGACGAGAUCCAGCAGUGGCGGGAGGGUUUGGAAAAGGUCGAGAACGCGGUCAGGGAAGGAGACGCGACUAUGACUAAGAACGUGGAGGUGAUAUCGGGCUGGGUGAAGGACCUCGAAGAGAAGCUAGCAAAGUUAUCCUAGACACUAGCAGACACAGUGAUACCCAAGCGAGUUGCUCGCUUUUUUAAGUUUUGUUCUCUCUUCCACGAAGCGGUACUUUUGGAGACCCAACGAACUGUGGGCCUAAUUGCUGUAGUGUAAGCUGCGUUGCUUGGGCGCCGGAGGGAGCUGCGACUAGCGAGAGCGCGGGCAUGGACAGCAGCAACUCGUUGAGUGGAUCAACC
This is a messenger RNA of Thermothelomyces thermophilus ATCC 42464, 1642 nucleotides long. RefSeq lists its product as uncharacterized. The transcript has 3 exons. Gene Ontology annotation, biological process: mitotic spindle organization. The record is from RefSeq and is a predicted model, not a curated record. The coding region runs from base 150 to 1439 and encodes 429 amino acids. Lineage: Eukaryota; Fungi; Ascomycota; Sordariomycetes; Sordariales; Chaetomiaceae. Gene Ontology annotation, cellular component: dynactin complex; cytoplasm.